Molecule: messenger RNA, 1140 nt
Organism: Malassezia vespertilionis
Lineage: Eukaryota; Fungi; Basidiomycota; Malasseziomycetes; Malasseziales; Malasseziaceae
Gene: GYP8
Product: GTPase-activating protein gyp8
Exons: 1
Coding region: 1-1140 (379 amino acids)
Biological process (GO): positive regulation of GTPase activity; endoplasmic reticulum to Golgi vesicle-mediated transport
Cellular component (GO): endoplasmic reticulum membrane
Molecular function (GO): GTPase activator activity
Source: RefSeq, a predicted model, not a curated record
AUGGCGCAAAGAGCAGCACAAACGGAUGCGGCCGUGCGCGACGGCUGGGAGCGUGUGUCGGCAUGGGCAUCGUUGCUGGGUGUAGAAGAAGUAGAGGGACGCAUUGUGCUGGAUGCGCACCGCGACGAGGCCCAAGUGCGGCUCGAUGUGCAGCGCAGUUUCGGCGGCGCUGCACCGCACGUCCAGGCGGCGCAGCGCGCGAUGCUAUCGGCGCUUGUGGUAGGCACGCUGCGCACGUAUCCGCACCUGCACUACUAUCAGGGCUUUCACGAUCUCGUUGCGCUUCUAGUCGUUGCUGCCGGCGAUCCGACACAAUGGACUGACGAGCACCGCGCGACGAUGCAGGCCUGCACCGACCGGUUCGCGCUGUUCCUUGUGCGCGAUAGUAUGGCACCGACCAUGGCACCUGUCGUGGGCCAUCUCAAGAUUGUGCGCAACAUUUUGCGCGCCGUAGACUUGCCGUACGCUCUCGCGCUAGAGCGCACCUUUGCGCCAGGGCACAUGCUUGUCGCACUCCCUUGGGUCCUGACCAUGUUGGCCCACAAUGUGCGUAAUGUCGCGCAUGCGUGUAACAUCAUGGACUAUAUCCUGCGCGAGGGCGGCCCCGCGGGCAUACUAUACCUAAGUGCAGCGCUGCUGCACGAGCGCAAGCCCGCGCUGCUCGGCGCUGCUGCUGCUGAGCACGUCGCCUACAUUGAGGACAUGGACCCUGCACUCGUACAUACAACCCUUGCCACGCUUGAAUUGCUGGACGACGCGAUGCUCACGCGCUUGUGUACGAGCGCAUCGGAACUGCGCGCGCGCUUCCCAUUAGAUUGCCCCAUCGUGCGCGCCGACAGCAUCAUAACAGAGAGCAGCGUCCUUGCAACAUGGGGCCAGCGCACGCGCACUGACGCGCUGGCCCGUGCGUACGCGUGUGCAUCGCUCGCGCCCAUCCGCGACAAUGGCCCGUGGACGCCGCCUGCAGCAAGACAAGACAAUAUCCGUGUGCGUGCCCAGAUGCUACAUUCACUACGGCGUACACUGAUCAUGCCGCGCACCUACACAUUCCUUCUGCUGUCGAGCAUGUCGCUCGUGUUUGGCGGCAGUUUUCUCAGCGUGCUCCUCGCGCUGCACCUGGCGCGCGAGUGGAGGCCAUAG